GGGGGAAGGGAGAACAAGAAGAGCAGGAGGCAGCUCCUGCCCACUUUCACCCCCACACCUUUUAGAGAAUCAGGGCUGCUCAGCACAUCCAGGAGCAAGAGGGAUUUCGGAACAAGAAUAACUGACAAGAGGAAUUUGUAUAACUGACUACGUACCUGUUUCACAAAAUGGAAAGCUAUGAAGUUUACCAGGAAAAACAACGGAGAUACUUAAACAUUUGGCUAAUUUUAUGCCUGUUUCCAAGAACCUGUGUAUCAAAUCCUUCAAAACCUAACUUUUUACUGAUACUGGCUGAUGACCUUGGUAUUGGAGAUGUGGGUUGCUAUGGCAAUGAUACAAUAAGGACCCCUAACAUUGACAGCCUGGCAAAGGAUGGAGUGAGACUUACUCAGCACAUUGCUGCAGCAGCUGUCUGUACUCCAAGCAGAGCUGCUUUCCUGACUGGCAGAUACCCCAUCAGAUCAGGCAUGGCAUCCAGCACUCAACAGCAGGUUCUCUUCUGGAAUGGUGGUUCAGGGGGACUCCCACCAAAUGAAACGACUUUUGCCAGAAUACUCUACCAGCAAGGUUAUUCUACAGCACUUGUAGGCAAGUGGCAUAUGGGUGUGAACUGCAAUACCCGCCAUGAUCACUGCCACCAUCCUUUAAAUCAUGGUUUUGAUUAUUUUUAUGGCAUGCCUUUUACCCUUCUCAAUGAGUGUCAAGGCUCAGAUGACCCUGAAUUGGCCAAGUCUUUGCAAGAUACAUAUUGGUUUUACACUCAGAUGAUCACCCUUGCAGUAUUUACUCUCGUGAUUGGAAAACUUGCCAAUUUAUUCCCAGUAAAAUGGAAAAUAAUCAUCUGUCUGGCCAUCUGUGGUCUCCUUCAUUUCAUCUCCUGGUUCUCCAGCUAUGGUUUCACCAAGCACUGGAACUGCAUCCUUAUGAGAAACCAUGAUAUCACUGAACAACCAAUGAAUCUACAAAAAACUACUUCGAAUAUGUUGAAGGAGGCAAUUACAUUCAUUGAAAGAAACAAGCACAGACCAUUUCUUCUCUUUGUUUCCCUUUUACAUGUUCACACCCCUCUCAUUACCACAGAGAAGUUUCAGGGAAGAAGCAGGCAUGGCUUGUAUGGAGAUAAUGUAGAGGAGAUGGACUGGAUGGUGGGCAGGCUUCUGGAUGUUAUUGACAAAGAGGACUUAAAGAAUACCACAUUCAUUUAUUUUGCAUCUGAUCAUGGAGGAUUCUUAGAGGCUCAUAGAGGAAAUUCUCAGUUGGGUGGAUGGAAUGGGAUAUAUAAAGGUGGAAAAGGAAUGGGAGGCUGGGAAGGAGGAAUCCGUGUCCCAGGUAUAGUUAGGUGGCCAGGAGUGUUGCCUGCCGGGACAGUUAUUGAUGAACCUACAAGCCUUAUGGACAUUUAUCCUACAGUAGUUCAACUGGCUGGACGGGAAGUGCCUCAGGACAGGGUCAUGGAUGGGCAUACCUUGCUGCCUCUGCUGCAGGGGACCGAGCAGCACUCCAGGCACGAGUUCCUGUUCCACUACUGCGGGGUGUUCCUGCAUGCAGUGCGCUGGCACCAGAAGGACAGUCCAUGAUAUUCUGAGCUGGAAAGGGUCCAUAAGGAUCAUCAAGUCCAAUCCUUGAGGAAAUGACCCAUCUGGGGAUUGAACCUACCACCUAUAUUGCCUAUAUUGGCAAUAUCACCACCACCCUUAUUCUUUCAGAAAAAAUUCUUUAUCCUUUCUUUCACAAUUUCAGAAAUGGAUAUACCUAAUAUUUAUCUUUCAUUUCCUACACCUGAACUUUUCAGAACCAUUGAGACAGCAUCCCUCCAAAAAAGAUCAGAAGCAGGAUGUGGAAACUGUGUAGUGAAAAUAAAGAAAUACAGUGCUGGCCAGCUAGCCAGCAACUGGAUAUUUUAUUCUAAGAUAUUACUUAAACCUUAAUAUGUAUUAUUUGUUCCCCUUUGCCUUUUAAGAAGUUUUAAAAUUCUAUUUAUUCACAAAAUAUUGUUCUAGGGUAAUGACAAUAGAGAGCCUGAAGAAUAAAGCUGCAGGCACCAGACAAAAAGAACAGCUCUGGACACAAGAGAAGAAAGGAAGAAAAGUUCAUUGAACCAAAAAGAAAAUUCCAUGUAGGGACAAUGCAGUUGUCAGCUCUCUAAUGUUUUGAGCACAGAAGUGACUCCAAGUGGUGAAUGUCCCCUUUCUUCUUGUCUCCUUUUUCAGACAUAGUGUCUAAUUGCUGUCUUCUUGCUGGGAACAUCAUUGCCUCUGAGUUCAGUGUAGUGCUUUCUAAAUGUGGGGUAAGGAAUAGGAGAAAAAGGAAAAGAAAGGGAGAAGUUAAAUAUCCUGAUGCACUACAUUCAGCUGUAGUCCUAGUAAUUUACCAUUUUUUCACCACAAGUUACAAACCUGUGCUUAUCCCAUGGUCAGUACAAGAGCUUGAUGAAGUACAAGCUCUAAAGCUGUGAGCUAUUUGCCUUCUUCAUGUUAACUUAAAAACUAGACUCCAGAUUUUAAAGGCCUGCACUUACCACCCUUUUUGGAAGUGUGCUGGAACAUGAGCAGAGAAAUAAACUGUGGUCAAUUUCUGCCUAAAUGUACUUCUUCACUCAGAUGUACAGGGCCAGAAGACAAACCGCCUAUCAAUACAUACACCCAGAAACUGGGGACUAUGUUCUCCAUUUUCCCCCCUCCAAGAGGCAUAAAAAGUUUUAAAGGGGAACAAGAAAGUGGCAGACUCCAUCUGAUGUACUGAAACUGUGGGGCUAACCAUCCAUAUACUGCACAUGGUAUCCAGAGCCAAGGUGUACCCAUGAGCCACAAAAACCACUUGAAUCCCUGCCAGCUUUCACAACACCUCUUCCCUGUAGGCAACAACAGUGACAUUUGUUCCCCUUGCAACAACAAAACAGAUCACUUAAACAUGAACCAGCCUUUCAGGGACCACCCCCAGCUCCUAAUGACAUUAAGCU
Molecule: messenger RNA, 2959 nt
Organism: Serinus canaria (Common canary)
Lineage: Eukaryota; Metazoa; Chordata; Aves; Passeriformes; Fringillidae
Product: arylsulfatase D-like
Exons: 11
Coding region: 168-1577 (469 amino acids)
Molecular function (GO): arylsulfatase activity
Source: RefSeq, a predicted model, not a curated record